Molecule: messenger RNA, 8181 nt
Organism: Homarus americanus (American lobster)
Lineage: Eukaryota; Metazoa; Arthropoda; Malacostraca; Decapoda; Nephropidae
Product: receptor-type tyrosine-protein phosphatase C-like
Exons: 22
Coding region: 1179-3548 (789 amino acids)
Biological process (GO): protein dephosphorylation
Molecular function (GO): protein tyrosine phosphatase activity
Source: RefSeq, a predicted model, not a curated record
CUGGGACCCGGAGGCUGCACCAAGGACACCUGACACCGGUGACACGACAGGUGUUCAAUCAGCCAGUAACUCUCCAAGAAUUGGUCCCCUUCACUCACUACCGUGUGUGUGUGACAGCCACCAACCAGGGGGUACACAGUGCACCAGGAUGUGUCAAUGCCAGCACGUCCACUGAACCACCAGGUGUAGAGCUGAAUGAUUUACAGUGCCGGUCAACAAGGUUAUCUACGAUCUGUUCAGGUACACUGUCAGACACCUGUGAGGGGUAUAACGGCCCUAACCUGGUCACCAAUAUUACCCUAAAGACGAAGCUCGCGUGUAAUGACUCCGUGCACACGAUCUUCAACACCGCCACAGAUCAGUCAGACAGCGUCAGUCUGACCUUCAACCAGCUUAUACCUGGCCAGGAGUACCAGGUGACGGCACAAGUCACUAACAGUGUAGGUGGCGGCCCAGUGACCUCCAUCACUUAUACUACCACAGCGACGAAGCCACCACCGGUGAAGGACCUGCGCGUUACUCCACGUAACAAAACUGCGGUUCAACUGUGGUGGAAUGAUCCCUGUCCUAGCAAUGGUGAUAUUACUUCGUACUACGUUACAGGCGGUAGUAAAUUUAUUUAUUAUCCCGUGAAGUGCCUCUUAUCGCAGGAGUAUGAACGCUGCUACAUCAUUAAAGGAGUAUUUACAUUGGGUGUAGAAUACGAGUUUUCGGUACUCGCGAGGAACAAAGCUGACUGGAGUACCGAGGAAAAAGUUAGCAUAAAACUGGAGGAAAAAAGGCCAGGUCCACCAGCGAGCAUUGUAUCAGUACGAGGGUCAAGACAGUUAGAGGUGGACAAUAUACAGGAGCCUUCUGACCCAGGAGGACAACUGGUCAACUGCAGCCUCUCUGUUACUCCCGGCAACUUCAACUGUGUCUUCCGGUACACAACGCCUCCAGCCAACACCUGUGAGUUAGAAGGACUAACGCCUGGUAAACUGUACCAAGCAAAAGCCUUCUGUUGCAACAGCAAGUUCUGUGGGGAUACACUGACCCAGGCGUUGGCAACACUGCCACGGAACCCAGAGAUCUCGGGUCAUUUGCAAGUUUUGAAGAAGACUAAUUCUACCAUCACCCUGAACCUGCCUCCCCUGGUCACUCACGGUGAUGGUAACAGUUCAUCGGCUGUGGUGGUCAUGACAGCUAAUCAUUCCCGCGACAACGUGGAGGAUGAGGUAAAGCAGUUGUUGUCUGGCACAGGUGAAGAAGAGAAACGAAUCCACGCAAGAAAUACGAGACAGGCUCGGGCUUGUGAGAUAUCAUUAUGGGUCGCUGGGCUGGUGGAUAAGGAAGACUCUCAGUUCGAGAUAGGAGAUGGUAAGACUCAUGGAGGAUACUACAACUGUCCAUUGAAGUUUCAGGAGUCUUAUUAUCUAGGCAUGAUGGCAGUGACGGAACUCUUAGGUAAGAGGAGUUUUGCAUGGACAGUGUUAACAACGAGUGAGAGAGUAGUACCUUUCACUCGUAAAGGCCUAUACUGGAUACCCAUAUUGAUUGUCCUGCUGCUCAUCGUUAUCGCUGUAGCUGUUGUUGCUUGCUAUAUGUACUGGAGACGUCCUGCAAGGUUGGAAUCAUUAGGCUUCUUUAGGAAAGGGAACAGCAACAAUGGUCUUCACAGCGGAAAUGAGACUUCAGCUGACAGUGACAGCACACAUCCGACCCCACUGAGUCCUGCCGUCCACUUUUCAUCUAAAAAAAACACCUCACUGGAAUCUUGCACAUUUCAAAGUACUGAAAAAUUAUCAAUAAGUGAACCUACUUAUGAGAACCUCGCUACAGAGGAGAUCUAUGGUAACUUGACGGCCAGAGUCCCACGAGAAAAUGUUGAAGCUUACCUGAACAUGACCAUCAGAUCUCGAGAUGUUAGUGAGGAGUUCAAGAGUGUUUCAUAUAACUACAACAAAACCACAGAAGCAGGACAACUCUUGCCCAAUAAGCAUAAGAAUCGCUACAAGAACAACCUGCCAAAUGAUGACACUAGAGUCAUUCUCUCCACGAUCAAUGAUGACCCUUACUCUGACUACAUCAACGCUAACCAUGUUCCUGGGUAUGGCAGGAUGCAAUACAUCGCCUCACAAGGACCCAAAGAUGCUAACGUAUCCACUAUUGCUGACUUCUGGAGGAUGAUAAUGGAACAGAAAAUUACAGCUAUAAUUAUGGUUGCCAACUUCAUUGAGGGAGGCAGGAACAAGGUUGGGGAGUACUUCAAACCAGGAGUUACUCUUGAAUUUGAUGGCUACUAUGUCUCAGUCAUCCACAGGGAACAGCUGCCACUCUUCACUGUCUCCACUCUGCAGGUUAAAAAGGAUGAUUAUUCUCUUGAUGUGAAGCACUACCAUUACGUCAGCUGGCCAGACCAUGGCAUCCCAGAUGAAGCUCAUUCAAUGGCUCAUAUGAUCAAACACUUCAGAAGUAAUGUCUCUCAAGUAGGUGGCACAGUUGUUCACUGCUCUGCUGGAAUUGGGCGAACAGGUACAACUCUACAGGUGCUUCAUAUGUGUGAAAUGCUUACAUUGGAAGGAAGUUUCAACCCUAUUGAAGUACUGAGAAAUCUUAGGAACUCUCGAGCUCGGCUGGUUGAGAACGAGGCACAGUACAACCUCAGCCUUGAAAUUUUUGAAGAGGUUCUCUUUGGUGAUAAAACCAAAGUUACUCCAAGUGAUUUAGUCAACUCUUUAGACAGUUGCCUAGAAGAGAGUGUGGCUCAGUUCAGGAAGAUUAAAAAUUUGCCAUCCCCAGUUACGUACAAAACCUCAAAUCCCAGCUUCCGAUCUAUGGUUCGUAACAAGUCAGUACUGCCCGCAGACUCACGCCGUAUCUACUUACAUAUGAUAAAUGGACAGCCAGAAACCCAGUAUAUCAAUGCCGUGUGGAUCCCGGGUCUUAAUCAACAAAGGGCAGUUAUAGUCACUGAACAUCCCUUACCUGCAACACUGCCCAAAUUCUGGAGGCUGGUGGCUGAAGAGAAAUGCCCCUUUGUCAUUCUCAUCAAUCAGUUUGAUAAACAUAGCAAGGAGGAAUUCCCUGAUGUAAUGCCUGCUGAAGGGGAGAAGCAGACCUUUGGUAAACUCACUGUUCAUGUACAAGAAGCUCAGCCUUAUGGAAACAAUCUUAUACAAUACAUUGUAAACAUCACUGAGUCAGAGACCAUAAAACUAAGGGUAAAGGUGUAUCAAGUGCUCUCCUGGAUGUUUGGUCAAGAUGAGCCUCCCACACCUAAUAUCUUAGUCAUUUUAGCAGAGUUGUUGCUAGAAAGUCGUGGUGGUCACUCAGGUUCUCCUCUUCUGUGCUGUGGCAAUGGCGUAACUAGCUGUGGGUUAGUGACGGCCAUGAGUCUGUUGUUGGAACAGCUGCAGAACGAGCAACUAGUGGAUGUCUACAGAACUGUUGUGAAACUGUUGAGGAGUCGACCUCAGUUUAUCACUUCUGAGGCACAAUAUGCUCUCCUGUAUCGUGGAGUUGCAGAAUACAUCAAGAACUACUCCACCUAUGGAAAUUUCCAGUAAUAAAUACAGUUUAAUGAGUAAGUGAUAAUGUGGUGUUGAAAAAAGUAUACUGUACCUGGUAUACUGUACUGUACAUUAUAUUAUUUUAGGCUUCAGAGAACUUAUCCAAAGUACUCUACCAACAACUUGUAACUUAAUAUGAGUUCAACACAUGUUUCUGUCUUGCCUAAAGUGAAUGACACAGAAAGCAAGACAGGUACAAUAUUACUUUUUCGAUAGCUGUCAAAGAUGACAUUGGCAGUACGAACAAUAAGUUUUAUUAUACAGGGGUCCUCGUUUAAGUGGUAAUAGGGACCAGAAAAAAAAGUCACUUAUAAUGAAACCACUUAUAAAUAAGGUGAUCAGACGUCCCGUUUUCAGAGCAUUCUGACAGCAUCUUGAUAAAGUCCCGCAUAAAUUUUGACACAAGAAAUUUGAAACAUUUAUGAGAGAGAGAAAGAGAGGUGGCAAACCCCCAAACAAUUGUUAAAAUGUAUUUGACCAGUUUUGCCUCCUCUUUGUGACAUGACUACAAAAAUGAUCAUCAAGCAGCUUGUCAUGUGAUUUGGCUAGCCAAUCAUUUUGAAGCAGCCAUUAUGAAGGCUGAAGCAUCCAAUUUUAAGGGUUGUGAUGGCGCGCGAAAAGUGUUCUCUCCCUUAUCUAGCUGUUAUUCAGCGGGUUUAUCAGAACAAUAGUGAAGCAAUCCAAAUAAUACAAGAUCAUGGUGUCCUACCAACAUCAAGACUGUGCCCUACGUGUGACAAUUGUUUACUUUUAAAAAAAGACGAAGUACUUUGUCUGUAAUUAUAUGCAUACCAGAUCGCCCAGCUGUAUUUUCCACCACAGUAGCAGGUAAGCUCCAAAAAUGGUUAGGUUAGGUUAGUUUUUUGUGUUUCUUUUAUGGUGUGUUUUACUCAAACCUGGCCACCAUUUUGGUCCAAAUUAGCAGUUUGUUACAAAUGAAAAUGUUCAGUUUUUUUCAAAAACUGUUAAUCCUCUCAUCUUAUUGGUCUCUUGUGCUAAUAUUUUAUGGUACAGGUACAGGUUAUAUAUGGAACUCAUAAAAUGAAAAUUUCUUGAGAUUCAUACAGUGAAAGCCACAUUACAGGUGUAUUCUGAAAACGAACAUCCCGUUGACCAACAAUUACAUAUAGGGGCAAUGCUUGUUUACACUGCCUGUGGUGUCAGCCUGUGCCACUGAGCACAAGUUCCCUGUUGUGCAACAGUCUACAGUACAGUACAGCCCAAAUGGGCUACUGUACUUUUGUAUAUAAUUAGUUUAGUUUUAGGAUAUACAUACAGUACAUAACUGAUUAAAUGUAUUAAGAGGUGUAAGAAUGCCCAAUAUGAGGGUGUUUGACAUAGAGAGGAUGAUGUUACCAGGUACUGUAGUUUAUUAUGUACAAUAGUAUAAGCUGCUGUAUACUCUACAAUAUUGAAGUUUAAUUUAUAGCUCGGAAUGUAAGCUAUCAUGUACAGUACUGAAGUUUAAUCAAUGGUUCAGAAUAUAAGCAAAUGUAUACUUAUGUUUUUUUUAUGGCUCAGAAUUUAAGCAGCUCGGCAUUGAAGUUUCAUUUAUUGCUCACAGCACUGUAUAAAGCACAAUAUUGUAUCGUAUUCUGAUGUUUAGUUAAAUCAUUAAUGGCUCAACAUUUCAGGUAGUGUAAUAGUUUUGUCGGUCACGUCUUUGAUAUGCACUGUUGGCAGAUUCUAGGCAUGCACUGGCUCAUGAAUAUAUCGGAACCUGCUCCAGUGUUGGUCAAGUCUGGCCUUGAAUGAGCUCACACUCACGCCAUCACAACACUUUCUGAAAGAUUGUUACAAGGGUUCACAAUUCUCACUCCAAAAAAAGUUUACCAUCAUUGUUUUUUGGACUUGUGGCUUCUUCAACCUUGAGCAGUGACCCCUUGUGGGGCAGAUGUCCGCCAGCUCCAAGUAUGUACAUUCGACCAAGUAGUGCCCUCCGAGAUGUUUAUAGCUCGGUAGUUACAAGCGCUCCAAUCUCAGGGUAACUGAGAUUCCGUAUAGCAGGCACCAGUCUGGUGGCCCUUCUUUUGUUAAUUUUCAAUCUAUUGACAAUCUCCAGCAUACCUCAGGGACCAAACUGGGUGACAGUACUCCAGACGGGGAAGCACCUGACUCUUGAAGAUCUUGACGAGCGACGGACCAUCCAGAUAUCUAAACGACCUUCCUAUAAAGCCUACUAGUUUUGUUGCCGGAUUUACCUUCUUCUCACAAUCGCCCGAGAACUUAAAGUUCAUUAUGGACAUACACACCCAGGUCCUUUUCACAUUCAUUCUCAAUUAAUGCAGUCUCUUCGUCCUGUUGGAACAUGUGAUACACUUCCUUAUUAUUGGUGUGACCCAGGUGCAUCCUUUGGCACUUCGUGACAUUGAAUUUUAGCAGCCAUUUCCUCGACCAUUUUUAAAGCUCAUGGGAAUCUUUCUGCAGCUCUUCACAGUCUGUUUGGUUCUAAAUUUCCCUAAAUAACUUGACAUUGUCUGCAAACAUUUAUAUGGAGGAGUGUAUAGCUUCUGGCAUGUCAUUAAUGAAACAGACAAACAACUACGGGCCCAGUGAUACCCCGCUAGUCACAGGUACACAUGACGAUUUCUUACCAUUUAUCACCAUGCACUGUUUGCGGGCAGGAAGAAUGCCUCUGAUCCACUCUAGGACACUUCCCCGAAUCCCGUACCCUUCCAGUUUAACUCUCAGCCUUUCAUGUGGUACACUUUUGAAAGCCUUGACAAAAUCAAGGUAUAUAUUGUCAACAUUUCCGCCUUGAUCUUGAAUUUGAGCUAAGCAGAAUCUUCCCGGCAUAAAACUUCUUGGCAUUCCAGUCGUCGGCUCCUUUUGCUCUUCCAGGCAUUUGCAGAACAGGAUCCUGGGGCGCUCCACAAGCUCGUUACACAGUUCUCUUAACAUUCUGGGUGCACCAUAACAGGGCCAGGACUCUUGUGAAUCUUUAGCUUUGACAGUUUAUUUCUUAUAACCUCGUCCGAGAACACGAUGUGGGUCAGUACUGUGUCAAACUGUCUUUCCCCAAAUGCAGGUAGAUUGCUCGCAUCCUCUAUUGUGGUCCAAUAUGCCUACUCACGUUUUUAAUUUCAACUUUGCGUAGCGGUAUAAAGCCUUUGGAUUUGACUUGACCUCACUAGCAAUCUACCUCGGGAACUCUUUUUCAGCCCUCCUACACUCUGACUUAAUCUGGUUCCUGGAUUUGGCAUACAUCCUUCUGUCCUCUCAUCAUUUGUCCUAACCUGUGUCUUGAAAUCUGAGCUUUCUUCUUAAAUUUGCCAACCAACACAUGGUUCAUGUGUAGUUGUCUCCCUGGAGGUACUGGGCUUGAAUGGUCUACUUUACUGGCUAUGAUACUCAUAGCAGCAUCUGUGUUCUUAUUCCUUAGUAAGUCAGACCAGUGUAUAGUUGUAUACUCCUCAUCUCCUCCCUCAUCCAAUCGUAAUUUCCUUUGUAAUAUUUGAAACUGGACCUGGUUUUGCCUGAACCAAGUAACAGUUAAAUCUUAAGGACAACAUUAUGUGGUGACUGGUACCAACUGGGGCUAAGUAUUCCAGAUUGGCCACCACACCCUCCUCAUUAGUUAUGAUGAGGUUUAGCGAUUUGAGUGUUUGCUCCCCUCUGUAGUGAGUCGAAUCUUUAACAUGUUGGAGUAGAAAAUUGUCCCUCAGAGUUUCUACGAAAAGAGUGGCUGAAUUAUUUAGGUUCGGACUUUCAUUUCAAACAUAUUUCAAACAAACCCCAAUUUAAAAAUUUUACGAUUCAAAUUUUUUCAUAUCGUGUUCUUUAUUAUACUGUACAGUACUGUAUUGUACAAACAAAAACCCAGGAAAUAUAAAAUAUUUGUCGAUUUUUUUGUAUCAUUAAAAGUUUCUGGAGUGAGAUAAAUAAUACCACAAAUAGCCAUAGUCAUAUCAUGUAAGAUAUAAAUCACUAUGUAUUGUAUAUAACUGUGUUUACAUUUUUUCAUUAUUAUACUACAAUAUGAUUAGCUUCAAAUACAGUAAUGAUGUUAGUAAAUGCCAGUACAGUGCAUCAGUGAUCAGUGUGACCACUGGGCCAUGAGUAGAGAGCAUGGCGUGGUUAAGUGCAUGACCUACCUGAGCUGCUUGGUGGUCACAGGUGCAGUGAUUCCUAAAAGAGUAUUCCCGCAAAAAACACGGGAUUACUGUAUACUAUAUACACUUGCAUAAAUACACACACACACACACAUUACUAUUAUCGUAUCCAGGGUCUUCCAUAUCUUCAUUACCAAACAAUCACAAUCCUUCCUUAAUUUCUUAAGACACUCAGACCAUGACAGGGAUGCUUGGAUACUCAUCUACUCUCAGCCAUGACUAAGAAGAAACUGGCAGGCCUAGAGCUAAUUUGUGGGUCAUGACUGCCUCCCUAAAUGCCAGCAAACCAAUCAGCAGUAAGAUUCAAGGUAUGGGCAGGAAAAUUUAUAGCCGCAUAUGGUGUGGCCAUUGCACUGGCAUUGUUUACUGCAUAGGGUGUGGGAAUCGCAUCAAUUGAGUUAAUCAUUCGGUUACGAUGGGGAUUCUAAGGUCUGUGUGAUUUAUCCUCUAAGUUGAAUGAAAAACAUAUGUGUACCAAGUUGAAUAUGUUUAUAAUUAAAUAAAGCUUCCUUCAACAA